AUGUGAAUUAUUAAAAAGAAAAUGGCCCAACGGAACACCGAAUUUCCUUCUCUUGUCACCAAGGAAAGGUAUAAUAUAUGGAAAAUAUGCAUCUAAGGAGAGUGAGAACCAUGCCCCGACACAGCCAGUCUCUGACCAUGGCGCCCUACUCGUCUGUAAGUCUAGUGGAGCAACUGGAAGACCGGAUCCUCUGCCACGAGAAAACCACCGCAGCCCUGGUGGAGCACGCCUUCCGCAUCAAAGACGACAUCGUCAGCAGUUUGCAGAAGAUGCAAAGCAAGGGGGGAGGCGACCGCCUGGCCCGGCUUUUCUUGGAAGAGCACAUCCGGAACAUUACUGCCAUAGUGAAGCAGCUUAACCGGGACAUUGAGGUCCUCCAGGAGCAGAUCCGUGCCCGGGACAACAUUAGCUAUGGAACUAAUUCUGCCUUAAAGACGCUAGAGAUGCGACAGCUCUCCGGUCUGGGAGAUCUCCGAGGAAGAGUGGCAAGGUGUGACGCCAGCAUAGCCCGACUCUCCGCAGAACACAAGUCAACCUAUGAGGGGCUUCAGCACUUGAACAAGGAACAGCAAGCUGCCAAACUCAUAUUGGAAACAAAAAUUAAAGAUGCAGAGGGCCAGAUUUCACAGCUUUUGAACAGAGUAGACUUGUCAAUAUCAGAGCAAAGCACCAAACUGAAGAUGUCCCACAGAGACAGUAACCAUCAACUUCAGCUUCUGGAUACGAAGUUUAAAGGGACAGUUGAAGAACUCAGUAACCAGAUUUUAUCUGCACGGAAUUGGUUGCAACAGGAACAAGAACGGAUUGAAAAAGAACUUUUACGGAGAAUCGACCAGCUUACCUUAGUGGUGAAAGAAAACAGUGGAGCCAGCGAGAGGGACCUGGAGAAGAAGCUCAGCCAGAUGUCUGCCCGACUGGACAAGCUAGAAGAGAGUCAGAAGAAGAGUCUGGAGAACCACCGAACGAAGCAGCAGCAGGAGGAGGAGGAGGUGCACGGGCGGCUCAGCCAGCUGCAGUUGCAGAUGGACGAGGACAUGAAGGAGAUGAAAGCGGAGGUUAACGAUGGGUUUGCAGCCAUCUAUGAAAGCCUAAGUUCCCUCAGGCAAGUUCUUGAAGCCAAGAUGAAGCUGGACAGGGAUCAGCUGCAGAAGCAAAUCCACCAGAUGCAGAAGCCAGAAGCGCCCAUGUGAAGGGGGGCAGGACACGGACCCAAAGGGAGGCUUCGCCAAGGGCACCAGGAGCUCCGCAGCCCUGGAGGCCGCUGCUUCCUGGAUCGUUCUGUCCACGGCGUGCAUGUGCCAAGUCGUGUGUGUCCACGGGUCUGAAUGUGCACCUCGAGUCUUGAAGAUCCUGUCUUUGAAGCUAUUAGAUGCAUUGUAAGCCAUUUUAUUUCAAUGAUCUAAAUCCGGUAGAAUUUUUGCCCUUGGAUUUUGAAAGACUUUAUCCCCUUCAUUUUAUGAAUGAAAAGACUGAAUUUUCCCUUUUAAUGCUCGAUGCUCUACUCAAUGCUGUUUCUAUUUUGAAAAUGUCAUGGUUUGGGUUUUUGUUUUGUUUAAUUAAAGAACGAAUGCGUUGUCACAGGAAUGUUGCUCCUUGCCCUAAAUGUAAGCGAAGGCUCUGAUUGGUUAGAAUCCAACCACGGAGUACUUCUUUGGAUUUGA
This is a messenger RNA of Echinops telfairi (small Madagascar hedgehog), 1661 nucleotides long. RefSeq names its product family with sequence similarity 81 member A (gene FAM81A). Bases 78 to 1190 code for a protein of 370 amino acids. The transcript is spliced from 8 exons. Lineage: Eukaryota; Metazoa; Chordata; Mammalia; Afrosoricida; Tenrecidae. The record is from RefSeq and is a predicted model, not a curated record.